AUGAGUAAAUUUGAUUCUCCUUCGGAAAAGGCUGGUCUGCCUCAGUCAGCACCCUUUUCCUCUGAAUCGUGUUUGGGUAAGUACACCCAAAUGAGAGACAGGCUCAAAAAGCUUCUUUCACCCAAAAACUCAGACGACCUGUACGAGCUACUUUUGCUGCUUAAGGACUCGCACCUGUUCGGCUCUGAGACUGUAACUAAAAUUGACGCCCUGUUUUCAGAAAUCGCAACUUGUACACCCGAAGAUGAUCUCACCCACGUUGAACUCGCAGACUGUUUCGUGUCAACGCUACUUUCAUAUAUUGACGAUGAGUAUUUUAUAGAGCUUCUGCAGAAUAUAAUUCUCCAUACCAGUAACAAUUCACUCAUUUUGUCCUGUGAAAACAGACUUUUUGAGCUUGUUUUUGUUCUUGGAAUGGAUGUUACGGUGGAUAAACUCCGAAACCCGUUAGGGUUGGUGUACGUAAUUUUGAAGAGCUCAGUGUCUUUUAACUCUAAAUUUGUAAGUAACAGGGUCUCGCAAGAUGAGUCUCGAGUGAAUUUAGGAUAUUUACUGAGCAGCCAGAUUUAUAACUCAAUGAUGUCGCCCUCAUCUCCCUACACAUAUAAUUUUAAUAGUAAUUUUGAACAAAACGAAGUUUACUCGUACAUUUCAGGAUUGAAACUGGAUAACCGUAAUUUGAAGGAAUUUUUAAAUAAAGAGUACUUUGGCAAAAUCUGCGAGCAAAUUGUAUACUAUUGCGGAGACUUUGUUAAUAGUGUUAAGUUUUUGGAAAAUCUUGUUAAAAUAUGCAAGUUUAUACACUCGAAGGACGUGAGCGGAAGUAAAAGUUACAGAAGUUUAACUGUAUCGAUACUGACGCAACGAUUUACAAACCCACUUUUCCAGGCUGAUUUAAUUUUAACAUUUUUAGAAAACAUGUAUAACGAGUUGGUUUCCCAGGACUUCAAAGACUUUUGGCACUUUUCACUGAAUUUCUCGACGACCUUCGGCUUUAAUCUGAAGAACCCGUUCAACGCGAGUUUUAAUGAUAAAACUUCACCCGAAGGCGAUUCGCAAUCGGAUCACGAGAGCGAUGAAUACAAACAUGAAGAUGAUCUAGGCUACGACUACAGUGAAGAUAACAUUCUCAAAUCUGAUCUAUUUUUCAAUUUAUUUCCAGCAGCACAGGACGAGGACCUCAUUGAGGUUUACUGGAUCCUGGAAACGGACCUCCUGUUUGCACUAUUUCACUCGAUGCGUAGCUCAGAUCAUUCUGACAGGUUCUAUCCCCUAUUCCUGAGCCUGUUAAAAGAGGCAAAAAACCCAUCAAUAUUCUCAAGAGCCCUAAUCUUUAAACUGGCCCUCGUGUGGUCAGACUACAUGAAUUUCGGAAGAAAUAACUAUAACCCAAUUUCACUAAAGAUUGUGACAAUGAACCAGGACUUUUGGUUCGUAUUUCAACAAACCCUUUGCACACUAGUUCCCAAAUCAGUACUUUUGGCUGAAGUCAAACAGUUUAAGGACGAUUUUAAGGACAAAAGAUGUGAGUCACUGUUUGACUUCAUACUCAAUAUCGCAAUACACACAGAUUCAGACUGUUUCUUCAUAGUUUUAUUGGAGUUGUUGAGAGCCUGCGAAUACGACGCCGACUUAAUAAAGUACUCAGUUCAGAUGUUCCAGUCAACUUUACUUGAGUUUUUUAAACAUAACAGGGUCAGGUUCAGUCGAGGGCUUCUGGAAAUCGUCUGCUUUUGCAGACAACACUUUGACUGGGGCUUUAUGACUAUGCUGGUGCACUCAAUUGACACACUAAUCAACGGAGAUUCUGACAAAUUUGCCAAAAUCUCACUCUCAGACGCAAUGAUUGAUUACCUGGCAUGGAAAUUGCAACUAGAAACUGAUCUAAACAGAAACUUACUGGAUUCAGAUUCUAGCAUACUAUCGCAACUGUCAGAUACGGAAGAUCACCGUGAACUCAGUAAUGUUCAUGGUGGGGAACUAAGUAACAGAGACGGCGAGCACAGUAAUGAAGAGGUUAGUGUGGUAAGAUUUCAGUUAUCAACAAAUAUAAUAGCGGAGAUGUUUUAUAUAUUGCACCAUUUGACGGGCCCAAACGAGGUUUUACUCCAGUUGUUUUUCAUGUAUAACCAGCACCUGAAGUCUUUGAGCAGUUACAAUAUAUUGUUGCUACCACUUUACAGAGGAAUGGACGAUCGAAUUAAGCGAGGAUUGCAGUUGGAAGAUCAUGAAGAUCAAACUCUGGAGGAUCACGCCCUUGAUGAUGAAGACAAAGAACCUGAUCUAUCAGUUCCAGGCCUGAAUAAACUUGACUUCAUGGAUAAGACUCAGUUUGCACUUGGACCAAACAAGGAUAUUUACGGAUAUUUACUCCUUAACGAGGACAGUGAGCUGACAACAUCACAUGUGGUUACACUCAUUUUCUCAGGAAAAAUGGCGAAAAACGUUCUAAACGCGGUGAAGUUGCUGAAUUCUGAGGAUGGACCCAGGCCCCAACAUAUUCUAAACUUAAUUUUGAGAAAGUUUGUGAACAAGCUCCAGCAACUGUUUGUAUUAAAUGUGCCUGAGAACUUUUGUCUACACAUGGCAAAACCGUCUGCGGAAGAAGAACUUUUGAUUAAGAACCUGAAGCUGCUGUCGAGUUUCUUGUCAGGCCUGAUCAGCCUGCACAUUAACAGUGACCACAUUGACUCGAUUUACAUGAUUUUCAUGACUCUGCUGGAGUGCCUGAGGGCAGACACGAUUUUCCUAAUUGAGUUCUCAUUUCUGACCUUUAACAACACCAAGAAUCUGUUCAGUUACCCGCACUUUACGAGGGAGUUCCUAUCAGACCCGAAGGUUGCCAAGUUCUACCCAAACCUUCUGAAGACCUACAAGAAUAUUUUAUCAUCAGAUUCAGUAUCAGAAGUUGAAACUAACAUGGAUGAUAACAUAGCCAACGAUGUCGUUGACCAGAUGGGACUAGACGGCGUGGAUGCUGUGGAGGUUAGUGUUGAAGACUCGGAUAAGUGCAUAAGAGAUAAAGGAGGAGUAGUGAUAAUAAAGGAGCCAGAUGUACCAUCAGCACCUGUGUCAGUUGGUGGAACCGUGACAUUAGGAGCGACUCCAUCGCACAUGCCAGUUUCUUCGAUCCCAACACCAACAGGACCAGUACCGUCAGUGGGGUAUGAAGUUUUGACAGGCAUCUGUGCUAACACGGACUAUAACCCACCAAAGAUCCACCCACUAUUCUACCACGAACAGUGUUUGAUGACGAUUUUGAAUGUUGGAAUUGAUGACUUCUUCAAUACUCUGAAGUUGCAGAUUGACGUACCAGAGAACACAACUGACUCGGUUAACGCUUUCACAUUCUCAGGUCCACAGUUUGUAGCAACAGUAGAAUCUCUGAUUAACAUGGGAAACCUUGACUGGCUAUUCUUUUUGGUACUGAGACACGCUGUGAUUAAAGGUGAGAGUAGUUUUCCAGAGAUCACGACCCUGCUGCAGACUCUGGGGCCGAAGAUGUGUGACUACUUUGUACGGUUCCUAUCGUUCUCAGUUAACCUGUUCCUAAAGUAUUUGAGAUCAUGUCGAGCACUGUUGGUGUAUAAGAAGAUCUUACUGGUUUGCGCAUCCCUCUUAGGCCACUUCACAAUAGCCAGAAACAAGCCGCUGCUGACAAAGCACUUGAACUUGAAGCAACUGUUGUCAUUUUCGUACGAAAAGGGGAUGCUCUCAAUUGCAGUACCGUUUGUGUGCAGGUUAAUGACGUAUGUGGUGAAGAGUAAGAUUUUCAAGCUUCCAAACCCAUGGACGUUUUGCGUUCUCUCACUGCUUAACGAGAUUAAGAAUGUCAAGAAUUUGAAGCAGAUUCUGGUGUUGGAAAUAAGUAACUUGAUUAUGCUACUUAUGGCGCCCAAAAAUCAGCAACAAUCAAGUCCAAUCCACACAUCACAGUCGAGUUCUAACCUGUUUUCACUGCCUGGUGGACAAACUAAAUCAGCAAGCAUGUAUAACUUACCAACAGGUGCAAGUCCGUCAGUGGUUCACUCACCUGCAGAUUUGAACAGCGUGAUGAAGGCUAACAUACUCGGAGGAAACGCAAGCACAGGGUCACACAUAAAGGACCUUUUGAAGCACAGAGUGCUGGGUGAGUUUGAUCAGAGUUGCAGAUUCAGUUCCAACAUCUGGUCAAACUCAAAUGAGACAAAACUCAACAUACCCCCAAUACACAAUGAUAUCAAGGUGUUGUUGAAGAGGAAAAUCAUCAUUAACUCGAAACUGAUAACGACUACAAAUCUAUCAAUAAAUAAUACAGCAUCGCUUAAUAGCAACAACGGAGUUGCAGUCAACAACACGAAUGGUGGAUUUAACAGUACGAAUGCGGUUGCAGUUAACGGAAACUCAGUUUUAGGAACAAAGGAGAAUUUACAAAUGAGUCAGAAAGAUUCUGGUGUAAUAAACAUGGUAAUGAGUAUGGAUUUGUAUAAACUAAUAUUAAACGCGAUAGAAAGUUGUUAUCGAGAAAGCAUAUUUAUAAUUGAGAAGAUAGUGCCAAUUUGUGUGUCAACAUGUGGAGUUUUGUCCAAGAUUGAUUUCUCAACGGAUACAUCAAUAGACACAUUGAAAAGGUGUUUGACCUCAAUGACAACUGGACUGAGCACAAGCCUAGUGAACGUACUCUGUAAGGAAGUUUUACUCUCAAUUCUGUCCUAUGAAAUUUAUCAGUCACUUCUGAACCAUUACACCCAGGUUACAAGUGGCAAUGCCGGCAAUGUAAAUAUGGGUGAAAGUUGUCCAAUAUUUGACUGUAUAUGGUUGGAGUAUAUAUCACAGAUACUGGCAAGAGAUAAUUUGGCAUUGGUAUGUGCAUUGGUGGAGCAGCUAACUUUGGAGUUGAUGGGAAGAUCAUUGGAAGAGAUGAUUUCAAGUUGGGCAAAUAGCUCAACAACGAGUUCAAGUAGUAUUUCAAGCAUUCUGUACAACCAGUUUCUGAGCACAUUGCAUACAAGCAACACAAGUUCAGGAGGGUAUUACUUAAACUCAGCAAAUUUGAGGAACCUGGAUGAUUUAUCACUUUUGUACAAGAAAUACUUGACAUUGGUGCCAUCGACUAUAGCAAGAGUUGAAAGAACGGAAAAGAGACCAGGUUUAAGAUUCCCAGAUUUCUUCAUAGUACCGCCAAUUGAAAGCAUACCAACAAAUUUGGUAAUAUGCAAGUUUGAAGAAUUUGAACAACGGCUUAAGGAGUCAGCGAAGUAUUUGCUUAUGUACCCACCAAUUGUGCCAAUGGCGAAUUGUAAAUUUUUAUACAAAUGCGAGUCAUCAUCAUUACUGUUGCUGAGUUUCCUGCCUAAAAAUCAUCAAAUAUUCACACUACUGUGGAGUAUCCACUACAUAGUCGUGAAGGCGACUAAUGUUACAGAAUGUUACGAGAUGAUUUUGAACAGGGUAGUGAAGAAUUUGGUGGACUCGAAAGCUGUUUCAAUUCCUUCGUUGGUUAACGAAGUUGAGUUGACGUUGCUUGAAAUGCUCUGCUUGGAUAACGCAAACUUGCUCAACAUCACAACUGCACUGCUGCCGAACCUCACCUUUAACAAGUUGGUACUGUUCCUGAGGUUCAAACUGAUUAAAAUACCAGCGCUGGACAUUUACCUAUGUAACUCAGGAGACCUCGAAUUUGUAACUAAAAUGGUAUACCGACUGAUUGUGGACUCGAAUUAUAUCACUCUCAAGGAAUUACCAUUAUCGCUCAAGUUCCUAAGCAAAUUCGAUAAGAACACACUCAUACACUCGGUUGGGGAACCAACUAAACUUAACAUCAUCCUGUCCAAACUGUUCAACCAGCCAAUACCAAACACUGGCAGUAUCAGUAAUAUGAGUAAUACCAGCACAAUGGGUACCAAUAAUACAGGGCCACAGACGGACAGGUUGAUAAGUUUGAGAUUACUAUUCAUGAACAGAGUGUACAUAAGGAAUAGAUGUGUAGUACAAACGGAAGUGAGUAAGAAGCAUAUUAAUAUGUUUAUGGAGUUCUUGAACUGUGAGUCGGAUUCUGAUGUGGACUUGUUCUUCAUAAACUUCAACGAGAACCCAAUAGACCACUUUAUAACAUCAGCACUUCUUUUGACACUAUACAUUUCAUACCAAUCACAGCACUAUGACUCUGUGGAAAGAGUUGAAAGAGUGGAAAAAAUGGAUCAUAAAAGACUGAUGAAGUUCGAUGGAAUUCCAAGAGUAACAUACGGUAGUCCCAAUUUGGAGUAUGUGCCAGUGUUUUGUAAGUUAGUGAAUGGCUUUAUUCAGAGUGACGUCUUCAUACUUCAGAAGGUGUUGCACAUACUGUUGUCUGUGCUGUAUAAGAAUUACUGCUUCCCAGUGUUCUUCAAGGUUAUUCAGAAUUUUAUUUUUAAUACAAAUUACACCUUUUCAGCCCAUGUGUCAAUUUCGCACUUUCUCCUCUACUGUAACCCGACUGAGAUGGCGAGUUUUGCACCCUUCUGGGUCCAACUUGCAACAAGCAAGCAAUUGAUACAGUCAUUAAUUCAGUCACCAGUUGAGUGGUACACAUUAUCACAACUUAUUAAGUACACACUGAUUUAUUACACGUCUGCAACCUCACAGAGAACAGCUCAGAAAGACGGGAAGGAAACUGGAAUUGACACUCUCUUGGACAACAUACUUAACAUUCUGCUGUAUUUGUUACAGAUAUGCCCAGAGUUCAUUUGUGGCUACUACCUGUCGUUCUGUGAAGUAACAACGUCAGUGAGGUUUAGGAACAUUUUCACUUUCAGCACUCCUAAGAAUGUCAAGUGUUCAAACCCUGCAACUGCCACUGAGAUUUCAGAAACAUCACCGCUCUCAUUCGUCAACCACAUCCAGUACAUAAUUCAGAAACCUACGCUAAAGGGGUUAACAGAUACAUUUAUAGCUGAACCUUCCGAUAGACUAGUGCCCAUGAUAUUGAAGGAGUUGCAGGCCGAAGGGAUACUCAUAUACUACACGCUGUAUUUGGGAUACACAUUACCACUUCUGAUUAGUAAAAUUGGCCUUACCAAUGCUAAUACAACGCCUGGAUCAGAUGGGAACCCUAACAGUGUUAUAUCAAUGCGGGUGAUCAAUUGUUAUUUAUUGUUGGAGAAAUUGAUAGUCCAAUCAAAGUCCAAGUUACUGGUGGGUUCAAUGCUUCUCCAUGCCAGGUACCCAAACCUCGUCACCAUCAGGUUCAUUUCAAUCUUCAAGAACCUGUUCGAGAGGGCAGAAAACGUUCAAGAACUAAUUAUCACCUGUAUUCUAGAACGUUUACUGGUGAAACCGCAUCCUUGGGGCGUUGUCCAUCUCCUCUUCCAACUCCUCAAGUUCAAAAACUUCUGGAACUACAUUCAACAGAAUAAACACUUUGAAGAACAACUCAAAAAGAUUAAAACACUCUAUAUGUCCUGAUAUUAAACUUUACUGAUAAGGGAUUAGUUGUUGAUGUAAUUAUCGUUUACUGGUCAAUUGUUUGAUCUGAUUAUGGUUUUCUUUUCAAUGGUUACGUUUUACUUUUCAAUGAUAUUAGGGAUUCCUUUUAAGGGUUCGAUGGAUUUUAACUUUAACUGGUAGUGGCUCAAGGAAUUAGGGAAUAAACUAUUAUAAUAACUAAAGGUGAAAGUGAAAUAAGGGAGGUUUUCAAGAUGGUUAGGAUAUGUAUAUUUUAAAGAAUCGCAUAUAGUAAUUUAUUAAAUCAUGUUUUAAACAAGUGAAGUCAAGUCCUUGGGGAAUAUUUUUGGUAUUUUAAAUUUGUGUAAAAUAUUAAACGGGUUAAAUCAGCCUUGGGGGUGUAUACUUGCAAUAAAUCUUUUUCAAAAUA
Molecule: messenger RNA, 7831 nt
Organism: Theileria parva strain Muguga
Lineage: Eukaryota; Apicomplexa; Aconoidasida; Piroplasmida; Theileriidae
Exons: 1
Coding region: 1-7422 (2473 amino acids)
Biological process (GO): nuclear-transcribed mRNA catabolic process, deadenylation-dependent decay
Cellular component (GO): P-body; CCR4-NOT core complex
Molecular function (GO): molecular adaptor activity
Source: RefSeq, a predicted model, not a curated record